UUUUUUAUACUACACCAAAUGAUAAUGUGAUAAUAGAUAUCAGGUUAAAGCCACAAAUAUAAAUACUUUACUAGAUUGCUGUUUAUUAUCCAUAUUUGUGGUUGAAACAACAAAAGAUUUUUAAACAUUUUUGUUUUGCUCGUGACUUUUUUAUUAUUGUAGAGGACUGCCAAUCACUUAAACUAGCUUACUCUAAAUCUUUUGACUUGUUAAAUUUUAGUUAAAUUUUUAAUGUUAUCUAAUAUUGCAUAUCUAAAUAAAUAUUAAAAAGUCAAAAUAAAAUAAUUUGUUGUUUAUGAAUUAUUGUUUGUUGCUUAAUUUUACAACGUGUAUAGAUUAAAGUUUUAAUCGCUAUGUCCGCUGCUACCAAGUGUGUUGAAAACUGUAUGCGAAUGAAAUUACAGGAUCGUCUUAAACCUCAAGUUUUACAACUUAUUAAUGAAUCUUAUAUGCAUAAUGUUCCAAAAGAUGCUGAAACUCAUUUUAAAGUUGUUGUAGUAUCUGAAGAAUUCGAGGGUAUGUCAUUAAUAAAGAGACAUCGGUUAGUUAAUGAUAUUUUAGCUAAUGAGCUAAAAUCUGGUGUACAUGCCCUAUCUAUAGUUGCUAAAGCACCUGGCCAAUGGACAAAUGAAUCAGUCGAGCCUAGUCCUAAUUGUCGAGGAGGUUUUGGAAAAUAAAUGUAUUAUUUUAAUCAACAACCUAAAUUUAUAAUAAUUAGUUUCCUAUAUAUGUAUACUUGUUAUUAUAUCUAAAAUGAAAUGGUUUAUAUUGUUUAAUUGUGAUAAUAAAUAGCUACUUGCUUUGUAAAUCUUGAA
Daktulosphaira vitifoliae (grape phylloxera) is the source of this 815-nucleotide messenger RNA. Its product is annotated as bolA-like protein DDB_G0274169. The record is from RefSeq and is a predicted model, not a curated record. Gene Ontology annotation, cellular component: mitochondrion. The transcript is spliced from 2 exons. NCBI's taxonomy places the organism in Eukaryota, Metazoa, Arthropoda, Insecta, Hemiptera, Phylloxeridae. Bases 354 to 677 code for a protein of 107 amino acids.